AUUCUAGCGUUAGGGAUACGUUAUCAACGCUUAGCGCUCACACAGCCAAACCAACUCUCCGCAAUGAUAUUACUCCGCUAUGCCAUCGUCGCCACUUGUAUCCAACAGCACAAGCAGCGACGAGCACAGCCAUGGUUUCCAAGAUGACUCCUCCUCUAUACGAAAGCGUCCUCAAGAGUCGCUGGAAGUGGAAACGCUAGUAGGAAAUAGUGCGUUGUCGAAUGAUGGAUUGCAAGUCCAGCAAGGCAAACCAGCCGCGAAACGAAGCCCAACGACACCUCGACAAGCCACAAUUCGGUACAUGUUCAUGUCGACGUUGUGUCUAGUUUUGGGGUUGACGUGUCCACAGACCGUGCUCUAUCAACAAGGAUCUUCCUCAUCAUCAUCGUUGUCAUCCAGCCAAGUCGUCAUGGAUCAUGAUGACGAUCAUCUUUCGGAGUUUCAAUGGAGUCUUGCCAUUGGUUGCCUAUUCCUUUACUUGAUUUGCAUUUCAAGUUUCUGGAUGGUUUGUGGGAGUGAUCCUGGCUAUCUAUCAGCUCGCGUCUUGCAAGAAGAUGUCUUUGAGGACCAGCAAACCUUGUUGAAUGACGAUGAUGACGACCAUCAUAAUGCAUGUACUAAUAAUAGUGCAGAACAAGAGGAUGUACAACAUUUACCUGCUUCCAAUUCUGGUCUUGUGAUGGAUCCAGAGAACGAUGAGGGAAAACUUCAUCCAUCCGCAGCGCAGUCGUCCAACAGCACUGACAUCAGCAACAAUCCCUUUCAUCAAAGUACUACAAGACGCCAAUUUUGCGAAACGUGUCAAAUUGCUCCACCUCUUCGAUCACAUCACUGCAAAAUAUGCGACAAAUGCGUCGCUACAUUUGAUCAUCAUUGUCAAUUUGUGGGAACGUGUAUUGGGGAACGCAAUCAUUGCCGCUUCUGGUGGUUCCUAGUGGUACAUGUUACAAACUUGGCCAUUGCUGGCCACUAUCUCAACACGUCACCGUUGGGACUCUCCACGCUGCUCUUUCCAACCAACAAUGAAGAUGAUGAUGAUGCAUAUGCAGCACUGUUUGUGCUAUUCUGCCGGUGCUACUUUUAUACCUUGCGAGGAGUGGCUGGGAUCAUGAUGAUUAUCCAUACUUGGAUGGCGGUCACCAAUACCACCACCUUUGAAUGUGCCAAGGGAGCUAGACAUGUGGAUUAUUUGCGGGGAACCAAAAUGGCUGAUCUGCCGUUUUCCAAGGGCUUGAUUCACAAUCUCCGUGUCUUUUGCUGCCACAAAGAUGACUUGGUCAAGACCCAACCUUGGAAGAAAGCUUGUGCAACUCCUAGUACCGGUAGGCACCAAUGGAUACCAACGCUCUGGCAUCCUCCUGGCACAAUCGUUCGAGAUUCAGCAGAUUGGUGGCAACAUCCGUGGGAAAAUAAAUACUGGAGUUGUUGUGGAUGAUGAUGAUGGAUUAUACGAACCGUAUGACAGCGCCUUGGAGUGGUGGGGAGCAAAGCAAGGGCAACUCAGAAGGAUAUUACAGUCUUAGCACUAACUAUAGAGUUAUGAAAAUUUCCUCCUUCUUCGUUCCUACACCAUACCGUGUGCUAGCCAACGGGUCAGUAUGGAUGAUAAAAAUAUAUGGCUGGAGAACGAUGUCAACAUCAACAGUCAAAGACUGGCUGAGUAGCCUGACAGAUGCACAAAAUACAUGCCGAAAACGACCGGUGUCAUAGAUAUCAAAGUAUUCAUACUGAUUAUAUAGUUUAAAGACCCUACUGCAUGCGGCAGGGGCUCAUCUUCAAUGUAAGCAAAGCGAAUUUGCAAAUUCGAGUCUUGAUGGAUAGAUGAUUGUCGGCAAGAUGGCUGAGUUCUCAACGAUAAACUCCACAUCAACCAUGGCAUCCUACUUCCACGCCAACUAAUUCAUCAACGCAUAACCUCGUCUCACUUGCAGCUCCGAUUUUCGGGGCUUUAGCUGGAAUCCCAGGUCUUUUUGUCGUAUCCAAGAACUGCGGCAGCCUUUUGUUGUUCGGAACUGAGUUCAUCCCAGUCCAAAUCUUCAGUGUCUGGCUCCUUGUCGUUGUCCCACAUCUGCUUGGUGAAUCCAAGCUUCGUGGCGGCUUCUUGAACUUCUUUGGGGAGCUCGUCCCAGUCGUAGUCGUCGUACUUGCCCAUUGUUUCAAGCUUCUAGUUUCCUCUGGUUGUGAUCGAGUGCUCUAUGGAUUUUUUUCGUGCUUUCCAUUGAUAAAUUCCAACGGCGAUCCUGCGUGGAUCAGUACUGCAAUCU
Seminavis robusta is the source of this 2264-nucleotide messenger RNA. The record is from the annotation of a GenBank genome assembly. Lineage: Eukaryota; Bacillariophyta; Bacillariophyceae; Naviculales; Naviculaceae.